AUGACCCGUGAGGAGAGUUUAUCUGAUUUCGAAGGAGAAAGACUUGUCGUCUCCACUCCUUCCGAUGAUAAGAAGUCGAUCUCGAUUCCCAUUCGAGUUCUUACUCACAACAUUCGUUAUGCAACGGAAUCUCCAUUCAAAGGAGAGGAACUUUGGUCGGUUCGAUGUCCUCGAUUGUGCUCCGAACUAGUGUUUAAUUCCACUAUCCCCGAGACUUUUAUCUGUCUGCAAGAGGUUCUCCACUCUCAACUCAUCGACAUUCACAAUGCCCUGAAUGAAGGUCCUGGAAGUCAGUGGUCUCGUCUUGGAGUUGGGAGAGACGAUGGCAAAGAGGCCGGAGAAUAUUCUCCCAUCUUUUAUCGUCCAGCGGUGUGGCAUCUUGUUCUCUAUAAAACAUUCUGGCUCAGCGAGACUCCAGAGAAGCCUAGCUUUGGUUGGGAUGCCGGUUCUAUCAGAUUACUGACUAUAGGCAUAUUCAUGCAUCGCAAGACAAACGAGAUUGUUAUUAUAAUGAGUACUCACCUGGAUAACGCUGGUUCUAUUUCUCGACAAAAGAGUGCUGAAAUUAUUUUGGAGAAGGUCAAUCAUUACAAAAGUAUUUAUACUCCCGCUGCACUACUGCUUGCUGGGGAUUUCAACAGUCCUCCAGACGAUGGAGCCUACAAGACAAUGACAUCGUCAACUUCAGGUAUGGCAGAUGUUCGAGAUCUUGUCCCUAUGAAGAAACGGUACGGGAAUGAAAUGACGUUUACGUCGUUUGGAUAUGUGGACAACACACCAACUCGAAUCGACUUUAUUUUCUCUGCAAAAGAUACGCCAGUCGAAUACGGAACCUAUGCGGUGUUGAGCAAUCGUUAUGAUGAUGGGGUAUAUCUUUCGGAUCAUAGAGCAGUCGUGGCUGAUAUUGAGGUAUCUACGACUCAACCUGGGCAAUGA
Botrytis sinoallii is the source of this 936-nucleotide messenger RNA. RefSeq lists its product as uncharacterized. Gene Ontology annotation, molecular function: 3'-5'-RNA exonuclease activity. The transcript has a single exon. Bases 1 to 936 code for a protein of 311 amino acids. The record is from RefSeq and is a predicted model, not a curated record. NCBI's taxonomy places the organism in Eukaryota, Fungi, Ascomycota, Leotiomycetes, Helotiales, Sclerotiniaceae.